AUGGCGGCAGAAGAAGGACAAGUGAUCGGUUGCCACACGAACGAUGUGUGGACCGUGCAGCUCGGAAAAGCCAAGGAAUCCAACAAGCUGAUUGUGAUAGAUUUCACAGCUUCAUGGUGUCCACCAUGCCGGAUGAUUGCUCCAAUUUUCGCGGAAUUGGCCAAGAAGUUCAUUUCAAGUGCCAUCUUCUUCAAGGUGGAUGUCGAUGAACUUCAGAGUGUUGCUCAAGAGUUUGCUGUGGAGGCAAUGCCGACCUUUGUGUUCAUCAAAGACGGCAAUGUUGUGGAUAAGCUCGUUGGUGCAAAGAAGGAAGAUCUCCAUGCGGCAAUCGUGAAGCAUACUGGUGUUGCCACUGCUUGA
Microthlaspi erraticum is the source of this 360-nucleotide messenger RNA. The record is from the annotation of a GenBank genome assembly. Lineage: Eukaryota; Viridiplantae; Streptophyta; Magnoliopsida; Brassicales; Brassicaceae.